Pseudo-nitzschia multistriata is the source of this 2677-nucleotide messenger RNA. The record is from the annotation of a GenBank genome assembly. Lineage: Eukaryota; Bacillariophyta; Bacillariophyceae; Bacillariales; Bacillariaceae.
CGCGAUUCGAACGGAUGGGUGACUAGUGAGUUGCGAACGCAGUACAGAACGCGACAAAAACCGCAACCACAAACACAAACUCCCUGCAACGAAUGAGCGUUGCCCGACCGAGGCUGGAACACCUUCCCCUUGCGCUGUGUGCUUUUCUGCUCGUAGUCGUCUUUCUGCCGCUCCUUCGACUAGGCUGGAAGAAUCGAUUGGUGUCCGCGGUGUUGGGACUCGGUCGGGGAAGGCCAGCACGCACCGCCACUUUCACCUCUCGACCGGGAAGACGAUUUGCGAACUUGCCAUUCCGCAACAAAGAACAACGCCGCGUUUGCUCGGGCGACAACGUCCAAUAUUGCCCGCAUCCACGUGGUUGUCGCUAUCUCCUGGCUACGAAACACGCAAGAAGAGACGACAAAGACAAAAUUGAAGACAAACUCGGCAAUCAUCCCAUGGGGAACGGCACCGAUGUUCCCAAACAGAAUAGCGAGGGCCGGGAAGGGAACGAGCCCAACACCAGAAAGCACUAUCGCUUCGGCGACCACCUUCAGGUCCUGGACCACCGCGAUCUGAUCGAUUACUACCAAGACGUUCAGCGCCAUCUCGGUUCCGGUGAACGAGAAUCCAACGAGCCACCACGUUUUUCGCUGCAGUACCUGCAACCUCGCCACCUCAAAUCCAUGGUGCGGUGCAUCCUGAAUCACCAUCCCCGUGACAGGGAAGGUGGUCAACACCCGGAGCUGGUGGUUUCCAAGUCCGACCUGCAGCACUGGCUGCGGUCAAUCGAAGUGCGCAGGAGAUGGAAGUUGACUCGGAUCCUCUUGUUUGGUGAGGAACACACACUCUUCGAUUCCCACCCCACCGCUAGUUACAAUUUCGCCAGCGAGCCCGAAACAACGAGUGGCAGUGAGCAGCAGCCUCUCGUGACAAACCAGUGGUGGUGGCAAACAGAGGGCAUUGCCGAGCAGGCGGCUCCGGGAUUCACGGAGACCAUCCUCGGCAUGUACCGCUACGGGCAUGCCAAUGCAACCAUCCAUCCCAAAAAGUUUUUGUCCAGGCUGGCGAGUGGUCGGGCCUUCAAGGGGGAUUUUCGGGCCCUUCUGGAAGAGCACUGCCGCCUCUCUCGCACCGCGGCCACGGCUCCGAUGACAAGCACCGAUGGUUUUACCACAGACGGGCCCGAUCAAGACGUGCAUCCGGAAAAGAGUCGUCCCGUUUCCGGGAGACAGGAUUUGAAUUCGAAGCUGAACAUGAUCGCUCUGUACGACGAAAUUGUUGGAGAUCAAAGCAAGGGCGAGGACCGUGAACACCAUGAUCUGGAACUGAUAGGCUGGUUUGUGGACGAACUGGAAGAGUCUUUCCAGAAUCGUCUCCAUCGCCAUUGCGAUGCCUCUUCUGUGGAGCAGUUCGUUGGCGACGAACACGAGUCGGGCACAAGCCAGAAAAUACCUGCGUUUGCGUCUCUACCGACGGUAGGAAGGGAACAGCUCGAUCUGUUGCGGGCCGUUUGCGAUCUACCUGUCGGCAAUGCUGCUUCUUCUUCGUCGUCUUCGCCAGCAAAUUGGGCUACCUCACAGACGAGCGACGGGGGCCUCUCGGUGGGCAAGAAGGGAGAACGCGACCUUUCCGCGUUCUUAGAGGAAACCCGCGCACUGCCGUGCCCCAGACAGCGGGUGUUGGCUCCGGUGUGGGUGCGCCACCGUGCCAAAAACCGUCGCAACACCAAGGGGAAAUGUCGCUGUGUCCUGGAACUUCCGGAACGAAGAAACGAGGCCCAAGACACCGGCGGCCUCAAAAUCCUUCCUUCCCACGCAGUAUCUAUGGGAACCACCACCGAAUACGACGCCAUGGUGGUUCGUAUCGUUGGAGAAGAGGAGAACGAUUCCGGUAUCGAGCUCACUACUGACUGCAAUGGUCAACGCACCAUGGUCAUCGAUGAGGUAUGGGAAGCCAAGGCCACCCUCGAUCCAUCGGCACUGCUCGAUGCACUGGAAAAAAAGGUCCGUUCCCUCCGGGCGAUUCUCCUCUCUAGCGAUUCCGGUGUGUUGAAUCUCGAUGCCGAAGGAGGCUCCGGAACUAAUAUCCCAGCCUACGACAACGCGACGGCAAGCUUUGUCAUUCUUCCCCAAUCCCGGCACCAUGGUUUGGUGGCUCCCGCGGCUGCUGGAUUGUCUUCCAAAUCCCUGGCGAUGGUGUACCGAGCGGGAAUACAGCCGUCCUUCCGUAGCUCUGUCUUGGAGACCUUUGACAAAGAAUGCAGCCACAGCAACAACUACGGCAACGACGAAGAUUUAAGAAAAACCAACGAGUGUGAUAAGCUGCCCCAGAUUGGUGCGUUUGCGAGUCGAAUGAUAGGUCCCAGAGCCGGAGCAAGGAGGAUCCAAACCAUAGUCUACGAACGGCUCCUGGAAACAGACCUCGAGACGGUUCGAGCCGUUAUCGCUGGCAACUCUACCACCGACAACGGAAACGAACCCUCUACGCACGGGCUCGUUCGGGAGGAUUCUCUCGAACUGGUGGAACGCAUUCUGCGAUUGGUUCGUGCCGUCAGGCCCGUUGUGGUAGUGGGAACGCUGCCAUCCGAGGAAGCAAGAGACGUACCCGCACCUAGCAAAACCGCACCAUAGUCAACCGGUAUAUAUAGAACACUGAUCGUAGCAGCGAACGAAUGGAAUCAAAUCAUAUCAAAUUG